CAGAGACAGAACAAGAAGAAAAAGAGAACAGCUGUACGAAAGGUCCAAGACUCCAGAAACAGAACCGAGAUCAGAUCCAGGAGCGGGAGCCGAGGCUAUACACAACGGCCAGAACCAGGACCUAGGACCCAGGACCCAGGACCCAGGACCGCAGACCGGGAGCAGCCCAGUCCACCAUGUCGGAGUCCAUCAGAAGAAGGAGCUCCAGCAGACAGCUGCUGCAGAACCUCAUCAGGGUGACGGCCCAGCGGAGCCAGGAGGACGCUGAGGAGGUGGAGCGGGAGCGAAGGAGGAGGGCCAGGGAGAGGCAGAGGGGAGAGGGGGGCCCCUCCUGGCCAGCGCCCCCCCAUCACAGCGGCCUCACGCACAACGCCGGGUUGGACGAGGAGCUGAAGCCCAGGUGCUGCUUGGUUCUGGAGGAGGACGAGGGCUUCGGCGACUGGAGUCACAGGUUGGAGAACCGCAACGAGCAGGAGGGGCAGGAUGACUGCAAGGCCAGGGAGCAGACACCCUCAGCACCACAGUGUAAACCGGGGCCUGAAGAGGCGAAACAGCAGGCGGAUGAAGAGGGGGCGCGGGAGCCUGACAGAAGCAGCAGAUCCCAAGAGGCUUCAACAAGAACUCCAGGGAAGGUGUCCAGCAACAAAAAGGAAGUCAGGACGUCAUAUAGCUCGUCGGUCUUUCUGCCACAGGACACCAGACUGCAGCAGGCUACAGGCCAACCAGCAGACAGGACGUCCUACUUGGCGGCAGGCACGAUGAGGCCACGCGGAGGGGCCGGCAGGGUGGAUGGGGAGGUGGAGAAGGAGGUGCUGAAGGAAGAGGAGGAAGAGGUGCAGCCCACUUUGCAAAAGGAGUGGAGGUCAGCAGACACCCGACAGAGCCCCGGAGAUGGAGACGACCCAGAGGAAGAGGAACUGAGCUUCACACAUGAAGAGAGGGAAGUCCUCCGCCUCAGGAGGGAGCAGAAACACAGGGAGGAGGAGGAGGAGGAGGAAGAGCACAAGAUGUCAGACAAGAGAUCGGUGAAAAGCGGAGACCGGAGGAGCGAGGAGGUGAGCAGAGGAUCUGCAGGUCCUCUCUGCAGCAGCAGCAGCGAAGGCGAGGAGCCGUUGAACUGCUACGGCCCCAUGAGCCCAACAUUCAAGAAACUCCUCAUACAGUUCUACCCGGAUGAAGUCAACAGCAGAGUCUCAACAGACGGUAAAUGCACGAUCAUAGAGAGAACCGAGUCUCUGAGGAAAAGCACCAACAGCAUAAAGAAGACGCUGCCGCCCGUUGCCGUUUCCAAGAUUGACAAGAAACUGGAGCAGUACACACACGCGCUCGAGGUCUCCUCGAAGGAGGGCAGGUCAGGCGUUCCGGUUCUCACAGACCUGACGAGUCCCACUGAACCUGUCGCCUCCAAGAAGAACCUGUUCGAGGCUGGAGAGGCCUGGAACCAAAACGCCAUCUCCGUCACAGCCUCUAAGGAUGCGGACGGUUUAAAAGUCGGUGUGGCUGAUCUCAUCAAUCAGUGGGUGAGAGGAAGUGAGGAUGGGAGCAGGUGCAGCUCACCCUCCAAACCAGCAGAGAGCUCCUCCGGUAAAAGGUACAAAUUUGUGGUGACCGGUCACGGCAAGUAUGAGAAGGUUUCUGUCGACAGCGGCUGCGGUGAAGACGGGAUCUCUCAGUCAGCUGGACAGUUCUAUGAGGAUUUGUGAAACACAUGUUGGACUUUGAGGAAUUUUGGAUUAUUAAAGAAAAAUUCUUUGAUACUGCACAAAAGUUUAGCCACUAAUCACUUCACUGUUCUCUGUAUUUCAAGCUUUAGGUUGGAAAUGCUUGUAAAUCCUGUUGUGAUGACAGAUUUCCUUCCACACUCUGUUAUCAUUUUACAAAAGGUAGUGAAGCAAAAAGUGAGUCUUUUCUCUGUUUGUAGUAGACAGAUAUUCAUUUCAUCCUCUCAAUGUACUUCAGCAGUGGUAUACCUUUGAAUAU
Xiphias gladius (swordfish) is the source of this 1980-nucleotide messenger RNA. RefSeq names its product lymphocyte-specific protein 1-like. Lineage: Eukaryota; Metazoa; Chordata; Actinopteri; Istiophoriformes; Xiphiidae. The record is from RefSeq and is a predicted model, not a curated record. The transcript has 14 exons. Gene Ontology annotation, molecular function: myosin binding; actin binding; calmodulin binding. The coding region runs from base 177 to 1703 and encodes 508 amino acids. Gene Ontology annotation, biological process: muscle contraction.